CAUAUGGAACGUCCCUACGAGCGUCACGCACUGACGUCACUUCCUAGUGCGCUCUGUGGAAGAGAAGCAGGAAGAGACGCGAGUUAGCUAAAUACUUAGCAAACAGACUUUAAUAUUUAAAGUACAGGUGUUGUUACGAUGUUAUCACUGUAAGACCACCAGGAGAAUGUGAAUGGUUUACAUACCUAACCCUCGAUAUUAUGAAACCUCACUGAAUUUAUGAGUCGAGUGUGUCUUUAAACAUGGAGAAAUUUGGUAUGAGCUUUGGUGGAGGCCUGAGCAAAAAAGAACUGCUUGAAUGUAUUGAGAGUCAGAAGAAGCAGCUCAUCCAGUACCAGACCCGCUUCAAAGAUCUUGUUCAGGCCUAUAAGAGUUUACUGAAGGAGAAAGAGGCUUUGGAAGCUAGUUUCAAAGUGCUGACUGUGUCUGCACCGUGCCCAGUGACCACCGACCAUCCUGAUGACCAUGGUUCAAUUCACAGUGAGGACAGCCUGGAUGCCGCUGAGUCAGGGGUUGAAAGCAUUGUGACUAGCAGCAGCACUCAAAGUGAUGCAACAGAUGAAGACCAGGUCAGUCCUGGAGAAGGUAACUCAGUGUUUCUACAGUCUGAGAAGAGUGAACUGGAAAAUGGUGGUGUUUCUAGUGGCCCUGUGAAUGUGGAGCAAACUGUAGCUUCACCAAAUGCAGAAUCAGACCGCCGGGUAAACCAACUAAAGUCUCAGCUAUCUACUUUGACCAUGUCUUUGGCCACGGUUACACAGGAGAAGUCUCGAAUGGAAGCAUCUUUCCAAGCCGAUAAGCGUAAGAUGAAGCAGGAGCUGGAUGAGGCACGGGAAAAAGCAGAGGAGGAGCAUAAGCAGCACCAGAUUGAACUCCAGGCUGUACAGGAACAGUUAACAGAGUGCAGAGCACGUAUGAUUAUGCAGCAACACCAGUACGAUCAAGAACAGCUUGACCAUGGCCACAUGCUUCGUGAAAUCCAGAAACUCCUCCAGGAGGAGCGGAGCCUUAGGCAGGAUGUUGAACUUAGUUUGGAGGAUGCCAGGAAAACCCUUGCUGAAACCAUGCAGAGCAAAGACCAGGGUUUCGAUUAUGAAGAGCAGCUGAAGCAGGUUACUCAGGAAUGUGAAAUGCUGAGAACAAGUCUGCAGGUUCUCAAGGUUGAGAGAAGCAAGCCUGAGCAGCAGGUGAUAGAGCUGCAGCAAGAGAUUGCUGAUCUAAAAGCACACUUUAACCAUCAACUUCAGCAGGAGAUUAAAAAGGUUUCACAGGCAGAAGCCGCCUUACAGGAGCAGGCAAAGUUGGAGGAGAAACGAGUGGCAACUUUAGAGGAGCGAGUUUCUGAGCUGUCAGGGCUGUUGGGUGCCAGUGAGAAGGCCAGGCAGAAAGACCAGCAGAAUGCUCAGAGGCAGCGUGAACAGAUCCUUCAGCUGGACACAGAGAACAAGGCCCUAGCUAUUGCAGCCAGCACUACCAGGCCCAGCGAUUGUGACCUUGGUCUUGAUGAAACGAAUCUGGAUGUGAACACGCUGAAGGAUAAGCUGGAGAAGGUGAAGAAGCUGUUGCAGCUGGUUGCACAGAAAUCUCCAGAACAAAGUUUGGAAAUUGAGAAAAUAAUUGAAGGAACAGGAGGACAGGAUGUGGAAAAAGCCUCAGUGCAAUACUAUCAGCAAGAGCUGCGGCAGUUGAAGGAGGAGUUUGAACGCUACAAGGUGCGAGCACAGGUGGUCCUAAAGAAUAAGAACGGCAAAGACAGCACCCAGACCAAGGAGCUUGCGGAAGCUCGAGACCAGCUGGUUGAACUGAAAGAAAAGUACAUCAACCUGCGUGUCCAGUCAGAUGAAGCCAACAUGAUACACAAACAGGAGAUCAAGGUGCACCAACAAGCACUAGCAGCCCUUCAGCAGGCUCAUAAGCAGGACCUAGAGAAGCUAGAAGCUCAGUACAGAGAGAACUUCUUGCAUCUUGAGGAAGAGCUGCACAAGCAGAGGGAGCGCACCAUGGCGUUACUCCAAGAGAAGGAUUUUGAGCUAGAAAAACUACGAGCUGAAAGCAUUCAAGGACAGAUUGUUAGUGAUGGUGCAGCAGAGAGAGGAGUUAAAGACAACAUCGACUUUGAAAGUGGCAGUUCUUCACAAGAGGAAUGUGAGAUGAUUACGCACACCCUGAAGCUAGCCAACCCCCCAAAAAACAGUUUGCUACUGUAUGCUGAACAACUGGCUCGAAACGAGGUGGAAAUUUCUGCUUUGCGCAAACAAAAGCAUCAGCUGGAGGAAGGCAUGCAUCAACUACAGGCGAAGUUCUUUUCUACUGAAGAGAGGCACAAGGAGGAGAUGGAUGAGUUGCAGGCUCAGCUGGACAAAAGCAUUCGUGACCAGAGCAGAGACGGUGCUAACUUAGAAUACCUCAAAAAUAUCAUCUAUAGAUUCCUUACACUACAAGAUUCAAAAGGACGUCAGCAGACGCUCAUGGCCAUUCUGACCAUCUUACACUUCAGCCCUCAAGAAAGGCAGUCUGUCAUGAAGCAGCAAGUGCAGAGCUGGUGGACACCCAGGAAGAGAUGAUGCUGUCAUUCAGUUCAUUUAUUUUUAAAGCUUAUAUCAAAUUAUAAUUGCAAUAUCUGUUAUCUGUUAAUCAUAUAGAGUAAUUCUGUUCAGCUAAAAUCUUCUGUGGAUUUUCGAGCAUUUUCUGACAUUCCAGGUGAAUAAUUCUCUCAAUUUUGUCUAGAAUAUUUAUUGGUUGGUAAUGGAAAAUAAAUAAUCAAAAAUCA
Molecule: messenger RNA, 2770 nt
Organism: Tachysurus fulvidraco (yellow catfish)
Lineage: Eukaryota; Metazoa; Chordata; Actinopteri; Siluriformes; Bagridae
Gene: gcc1
Product: GRIP and coiled-coil domain containing 1
Exons: 3
Coding region: 243-2564 (773 amino acids)
Cellular component (GO): Golgi apparatus
Source: RefSeq, a predicted model, not a curated record